This is a messenger RNA of Microthlaspi erraticum, 612 nucleotides long. Lineage: Eukaryota; Viridiplantae; Streptophyta; Magnoliopsida; Brassicales; Brassicaceae. The record is from the annotation of a GenBank genome assembly.
AUGGAAAUGGAAGAAGAGAAGGAUCUACCUCUGUUAUUGGGAACCCCAUUCCUUAGUACAGUUGGCGCUUCAAUAGACUUUCACAAGCAAGAAGUGAUCCUUCACAAGGUUGUGAAGGAAAGGGUUGACAAAGAACCAAGAGUUGGGAAGGAUAAGGUUGAGAGAGGACCAAGGAUUGAGAAGCCACGUCUUGAGAGGGCUAGAGUUGAGAAACCACGAUCUGAUAGACCACGAGCUGAUCGACUUGUUCAAGCCCCUUGUGUGCUUGAUGAAGAGAGCCUUCAAGCUUUGUUUGAUGAGCCACUAGGAAGGGCUCUAAAAGAAGGGGAGGAUGUAGCCUCUAAGGCAAGACCAGGGAUAAAAGAAAAGGAUCCACCAGCUCAGGCCCCUUCAGUCAAGCCAUCUCAGCUCACAAUGACUUUGUUCCCCACCAAGUUUGAAAAUGGGAAGAUUGAGUACAAGAUAAGGUACAAGGGGAGAUCAAGGCCAUUCUCUAGAGCCAAAGCCUUGGUGACUUCAGAACAGUCCAGGGACCCAACCAAGCUAAAGGAGCUUCUGUCUCAAGUCCUCACUAUCACCCUUGAUGGUGGGACUAGCUCAACCAAUGCCUAA